ACCGCGGGUCCCCGUCCCGGAGAUGCGAGCGCCGGCAGCCGCGCCGCCACAGCUCCCGGCCCGGGCGGGCUCCUCCCGCGGGUGCGCCUGAGCCUCCGCGCCCCGCCGGCCCGGGGCCAGAGACGAUGAUCCCGCCGGGGGAGUGCCUGUACGCCGGCCGCAAGAGACGGAAGCCCGUUCAGAAACAGAGGCCAGCCACGGGGGCCGAGAAGUCAAACCCUUCCAAGCGGCACCGGGACCGCCUCAACGCCGAGCUGGACCAUCUGGCCAGCCUGCUGCCACUCCCUCCCGACAUCGUGUCGAAGCUGGACAAGCUUUCUGUCCUGCGUCUCAGCGUCAGCUACCUUCGCGUGAAGAGCUUCUUCCAAGCUGUCCAGAAGGGCCCGCGGCAGCCAGCAGCCAGUGUCCCUGCACCCGAAGACCGCAGUCCCAGUGCGAGGUCCGCCGUGCUGGAGGGAAGACUGCUGCUGGAGUCUCUCGAUGGCUUUGCCCUGGUCGUGAGUGCGGAAGGCAUGAUAUUUUAUGCUUCAGCAACAAUCGUGGACUAUCUGGGCUUCCACCAGACGGACGUGAUGCACCAGAACGUCUACGACUACAUCCACGUGGACGACCGCCAGGACUUCUGCCGCCAGCUGCACUGGGCCAUGGACCCGCCGCCCGCCGACACAGAGGACGCCGUCCUGGGGAGGCUGCUGCGCGCGCACGAGGGAGGCGCCGACGCGCCCGCGGACUUCUCGGCCUUCCUGACGCGCUGCUUCGUGUGCCGCGUGCGCUGCCUGCUGGACAGCACGUCGGGCUUCCUGACAAUGCAGUUUCAAGGAAAACUAAAAUUCCUGUUCGGACAGAAGAGGAAAGCACCAUCGGGGACAGCCCUGCCCCCUCGGCUCUCGCUGUUCUGCGUUGUGGUGCCCGUCUUCCUACCUCCUGUGGCGGGGACGAGAGCGAAGAACGUGUCCCUGAGGGCAAGGCACAGGGUGGACGUCCCGGCCCCGACGGACGCAAAGGCGAGAGCUGCCGCACAUCAGGGUGAGCUAGACCUCCACGGGCAGCCCAGCCACCUCGCAGGGAGGAGCAACGGAGAAAACAUUGCAGUGCUCAGGACACAAGCGGACGCGGGACUCUGGGCCCGGGUUCCAGCCAGGGCACCAUGCCUGUGCCUCAGAAGUGGCCCCGACCUCAUUUCUGACCCCGAGGGGGCUGCAGGGGACAGGGGAGGAGACGAGCACAGGAGGGUACCCAGUAGCUGCUCAGGAGCCAAAGGGCGGAGGGAAAUGCACGCCUACAGCUGCUGCUUCGAGGCGCCUGGACCCGUGAAGCCUCUGAGCUGGAUGCCAGGGAAGCACGGCCAGGACGGGGGCACCAAGUUGAAGCCAGGGCCCAGCGAGAGUGUCCCGUUCUCUGUGCGUGCUGUGUCCCGAGGCUCCUGCGUGCCCUGCCCAGGCGUUCAGGGCCCCAUCCACGCCAGCGGCCUGACUGCUUUCAGAAAUUCACCCAGCUGCCACCCAGGAGGCCAUUCUCCCCGUGCCUACGUCAGCUGCACCGGCAGAGCUCUGCAGGACGGCGAUCAGGGCCAGGUGCGCCCCCUGCCCAGCUGCCCCUUCCCCCAGGGGAGCCUGGACAGUGGGCUCUCUCAGCCCAGAGGGCAGCGUCUCACAGGGGCAGGCUAUUCCAUUGAGGACACCAAGCUUCGAGGUGGGCCUGUGCCCUCGGGAGCCUCGUGCAACCCCAUCUUGUCGCUUGAUGUGCCCAUCAAAAUGGAGAGUGACUCUGGGUCUGAGGAUGCAGCAAACGGCUACUCCAUGUCCCCAGGCCAAGUGUGGCUGAGAGCCAGUGGCCUGGCCAAGGGACAGAUGGUCACGUUCCCUACCAGGAUGCACCUGAAAACAGAGCUAGAAGCCAGGCCCCACCUGUAUGCUCCGCACCUGGGGCGCAGCUUGCUGGAGGCUCCCCUGAGCGGCAGGGGUCCCCUCAGAGCUGGGCGGGAGCUGGUCCCUUCCUGCCCCGCACACUGCGCCUGCCUGGGGCGUGCGCACGGCCUUCUUGAGCCAGAUCCUCCCCCCAACUUCUGUGCACAGGGACACCAGCCCCCUGCACUGGGCUGUGACUGCAGAGCUCCGGGGACCGUGCCCAUUGUCAAACGAGAGCCCCUGGACUCACCACCAUGGGCCAGUCACAGCCAGGGCGGGGUGCCUGGAAUGUUCCUCAAAAGCGCUGUGGCAACGCUGAUGCCUCCCAAGGCCCCCGAGGGCGCUUUCCUGCCAUAGAGUGGGCUGCUCCCACAGCUUGCCUCUGUCCAUGCUCAGACUCGCCCUCAGCUGGGGCGGUGCGCACAGGAUCCAAGCCUUUCUGAAGGGACACUCUGCGAGGCUGCCCUAGCUCAGUCCUCUGUUAGGUGUGGGCAGCAUGUGUGACGGCAUAGUCUGUUUUUGGUAGACGUCACACAGGUUCUUAAGUGCAAAGUGGUCUGAAGUCUGUUCAAGUAGGACAGUAUUUCUCUUUCAAGGAUUAAGGUUUUCACAAAGAGGCCCAAGGGAGACAAGUCGGCCCGGAGGACAUCCGCUGCUCUCUGGGGGACAGUGGGCUCCUGGCCGAGCGGCCUCACGCAGUAGCUUCCAGUGCUUCCCACGCCUGCUUCCCAGCUCGCCUGCGCUGCAACGGCGGGCCACCCACUCUGUGCAGGGUACGGCAGAGGGUGGCCGUUACCCUCGGUGUACGUGAGGGAUGUAAUUCUCUCGAGCCACAGGUGACCGUGCCGCCAUUCAUGGUAGGAAUCUGGAACGUUCCAGGCGAAAGAGCAGGUCUGCGCUGGGUCCCACCCUUUGUGCUAUGUGCAGCCUGCUCCCCUCGACCCCACAGCCGAGUCUGGGGCCUCGCCCAGAGUGGAGAUGGGCAGGACAGUGUCCCGUUCCUCCCGCAAGUCUGUCCAGCAUCAUCAGGGGCCUCCAUAGGUGGUGCUACUCCGUGUCCGGUACGCGGCAGAGCUCAAGUUUACAGAGUCCAGGUUCGGAAGCAGAGAGGACAAAGUGUAGAGAGAAGAGGCAGAAGUCAAGUUGUUCGUGGAGGCUGCGCAUCGGUUUUCAAAGGAGAGUUCCAAUCGCCACCUAAGGAAGAUUCACUAGACAUAAGAUGGACAGGGAAUGUUUUCUAGAAAAACCGUGAAGGUCAUAUGCUCUGACCACAGGAGACCUGAUGCAAAGGCUGACUCAGAAAGCGGCGUCUCCCAUGAUCAGCACCAGCGACGGCCCCUUGUCCCCGGCAGGGCUGUUGGCACCGGCUGUGCUGUCCUGGCACGCAGCCCACCACCAAGCCCGCCUGCGCCAUGGUGGACACACUCCUGCCCCUCGGAAACAAGGGCAUCUGUCCCUAAGGUCGCCUUCUGCCAGGAAUCUCGGGAGAUGGCAGGAGUCCCUGGGGAAGACUUGCCUCUCCACCAUUGGUACGUCUGCUCUCCGCGGGGGGCCUUUCGCUCCAGCAUCCAUGGCUUUGGGCUCUCAGUCCAAAGCCGAGCUCAUGCACGGUCCCCUUGUCAGAACGCGGGGCUCAGCUGGGUGGACAGGGUCUUAUGGACACUUGGGCACCACCCGUGGUGCCCCUAAACAGGUUGCCAGCUUUGCGGAAGGGUCCCCCUUAUGGGAUGGCAGGAGCUGAAGGCAUCCUCCUGGCACGGGCAGAGACGGUCACCCUCUGGAGCCCGGGGUUGGGAGUGGUCAGCAUGUGGCCCCCCAGGGCCAGCCCAGCAGCCUCUCCCUAACUCACCUCCCUGAGGCCUUGCCAAAGGUGACAUUGGUGCUGUACUAUCCCCACUGCCCCCACCAGAGUCUCCCCAACCUGUCAUGAGGGACACCUGCUGGCGACCUCCGGCUGGCCCGGACCUGCCUCACGCAGUUCUCAGGCUGAGCACAGCCUACCCUGGCUCCCCAAGACACGGGGCAGAGUCCCGGACUGCUCUUCCUUCCUUCCUACUCAAAGCCGGCACUUAAGCCCUGGCCCUUUCUUGCAUGGGACCGUGCACCUCCCUGGGCUCCCUCCUGUGAGGGCAGGUUGCCUCACGCUUCCUCCGUGAAGGAACCACCCAGCGGGCCCCGGCUGGCUGCAGAACUGUGUCCUGAGAUGCACGGGGGCUCCCCCAAGAGGGAUGCCUGCCUUCCCCAACUCAGGAUGCAGAAGAUGGGGAGAAUUGCACGCGUGUAACGUGUGAUUCAGAAAACACAGGACUGAAAAGGUGAGAUUCAGACGCCAUUGCGAGUUUGCACGCCGUAGCCAGGCCACGCGUGACCACAGAUGAGCUCCAGAUGAGAGCCCCAGGGAGAAGUCUCUUGAAGCCCACAGUCACCGCUGCCCUCGAGGCCCCUGGUCCCCAGGCGCUCCUCCCCGUGGGCAGUCGGAUGCGUGGGCCUCAUCCUGUGCCCUGCAGUCGGCAGGCAGGUGGGUCCUGCUGUGCUAACGGAGAAUUCCACAUCUGGAAGUCAGCUCUGGGGUCUUGUGUUCUGGAGAUGCCCACCAUCCCGGGGCCCCUUGAACACUGGGUCAGCACCCCAAAAUGUCCUUGAGUCAGCACAUACCCCUCCCAAAAAGCGUUGUGUGGGAAAAUGAUGGAACGAGAAGCUGCAAAGCGGUCACUUUUGCUCUAAAAUGUCAUUAUCAGUACUAAUGCUAGGCUUACGUUUUUCUGUUGUCUCGUAGCUUUUGCUUAUAUGCUAAAAAGUAUUAAAAUCAAACGUAGUGUGGGCAUGGAUGAACAGGAGGACAUGAACACAAGUUACGGUUUAUACUUUUACAGCUUCUACUAGAGGAAAAAAGUUUCCGAUAUCCAGACUGACCUGUUGAAUUUUUAAAAAGUGGAUAUAUUUUAAUGAAACUUUUAACACUGUUUUAAUACUUGCCUUUGGUAAGAGCCUUCAAAUAUAUUUCUGAUACUGAGGUAUGUAUUAAAUAUGCAAUGUUGAUGUAAAAUAAAUCCCAGGUUAAAUCAUA
Messenger RNA from Mustela lutreola (European mink), 4974 nucleotides. It is a transcript of the gene AHRR, whose product is annotated as aryl hydrocarbon receptor repressor. NCBI's taxonomy places the organism in Eukaryota, Metazoa, Chordata, Mammalia, Carnivora, Mustelidae. The record is from RefSeq and is a predicted model, not a curated record. The coding region runs from base 126 to 2264 and encodes 712 amino acids. Gene Ontology annotation, molecular function: nuclear receptor activity; transcription cis-regulatory region binding; protein dimerization activity. Gene Ontology annotation, biological process: regulation of transcription by RNA polymerase II. The transcript is spliced from 11 exons. Gene Ontology annotation, cellular component: aryl hydrocarbon receptor complex; nucleus.